Molecule: messenger RNA, 966 nt
Organism: Scedosporium apiospermum
Lineage: Eukaryota; Fungi; Ascomycota; Sordariomycetes; Microascales; Microascaceae
Product: putative Mitochondrial genome maintenance protein
Exons: 2
Coding region: 1-966 (321 amino acids)
Biological process (GO): recombinational repair; interstrand cross-link repair
Cellular component (GO): mitochondrial chromosome; mitochondrial nucleoid
Molecular function (GO): single-stranded DNA binding
Source: RefSeq, a predicted model, not a curated record
AUGGCCUCCUCCCUCCACGCCUCCCGCCUCCUGGCGACCGGCUCCCCAUCCCCCCUCCUCCGCCGCCUCACCCGACCCUCGCGACCCCUCUCGACAACAUCCUUCUCCUCGACCCUCCUCCCCUCCGCGCUCUCCGCUCCCACACCCGCCGCCUACCCCAAAUCAUGCCUGCGCAACGGCACGACUCGCGUCUCCAAAUUCCAACACCCCAGCGCCCGCCUAGCCGUCAGCUUCGCCCGCACCGCGACCACAAUCCCCAGCAAACCCGCGCCCGCGCAACCCGCCGAAGAAACCACCACCUCUCCCGCCAGCACAAGCUCUUCCACGCUAACGAACAACACCCCCGAGGGAUCUACCUACAUCGACUCGCCCGAGGGCUCCCCCUACGCAAACGACUGGGACGUCGAUUGGUCGACUUCGUUCCACGGCAUCGCCUCGGCGCCUUUCUCCCCCGAAGUCGCGGAGAUACUUCGCCGGCCUAUUAAGACGAAGGACGUGGAGAUUAAACCCGACGGCAUAUUGUACCUCCCCGAGAUCAAGUACAGGAACAUCCUCUUUGACGCUUUCGGACCUGGUGGUUGGGGCAUGGUGCCCAGGGGUCCAGUGGUUGUAGGCGAGAAGAUUGUCACGCGCGAAUGGGCCCUCGUCGUCCAAGGACGAUUCAUUAGCCAAGCCCAAGGCGAAAACACCUACUUCUCCAAAGAAACCAUCCCCCGCGCCGUCGAAGCCUGCAAAUCCAACGCCCUCAUGCGCUGCUGCAAGGACCUCGGUGUCGCUUCCGAGCUCUGGGAUAAGGCCUACAUCCGCACCUACAAGUCCACCUUCGCCGAGGAGGUCUGGGUCGAGCACGUCACCACCAAGCGCAAGAUUAAGAUCUGGAUCAAGAAGGGAGAUUCUGUUGAGUAUCCUUUUAGGAAGACUGGUGCAGCGUCGUAUAAGCCGGCUGCUGCGCCGGCGGCGAGAUAA